UCAAGGGCCUAAACAAAAGGGAAUAGGUUCAGAGACAGGAACUUCCUGAGAUUCAUUAGAGAGCCCCGACUAUUUGAACUAUUUUAGGACUCCUAAGCAGGGACUGCUUUCUAGCAGUGGGAUUGAGCAUGGAGAGUGUAACUCUGGUUUGUCAUUAAGGACAGAAAGAGCUCCAUCCCCAAUCUGGAGAAAUGUUUCUCCAGGUGGAUUAAGAGGGAGGUCUGGGAAGGGCCCCUGUAGUUCCUCAGAGCCCCGUCAUUGGAAAUUAGGAGGACAUUGGAAAGGCUGGCUAGAGGCCUGAAGGCAUCUGGAGCAGGAAAAUGUGUAAAAAUCUGGUUUUCAGUGUCCUGUCUCUUCCCAGUAAUAGCAGGCAGGUUUUGGGUUCUGUUCAGGAACCUUCAUUUGCCAGAGUUGAAAAUUAAGAAGUCUAGUGGUCUUCCUUAUUAGUUGACUCAUGUAAGGUGUGAAUGAGCUGAGUUGCCAAAUUAACUAAAUCAGAGUGGACACAGUUUCGCAUUCCACCCUGCUUGUUUUAACUAAAAGAGGAUGAUCCUGGCUCAGUGCCUAAAUAAACAUAGAGUUAAAGGCUACCUGACUGGAUUCACCACCUGAAGGAAGACCAGAGUUUGCUUUGAAAACAAUCUGAAAGCAAUUCUACUAGUCAUAAAAAGGUUCACCACGGUUUUGUGUGCAAGCCUGAAUUUUGUCCCAAAAAGAAGUUUUAGGAAAAGGUACUGUAAUUGCUUGGUAGAGGUUUUCAGCAAGUCAUCUAGCAUUUUGCCAAAAGUGAGGGGUUUGUUUUUCUAAAUCCUAUUCAGGAUGUUCCCAUCAGGGAAGCUUCAUCCAGUGUUUGGGUUAACCCUCCCCAACAAGCAGGUGGACUAACUGACAGAAAUCUAAGCACCCAGCAUGGGAAGUUUGAAUAACUGUGGUAAAUGCUUUAGCAAACCUGUGAGGGUCCUCAGUUACUUUAGGAAACUUCACCUGUGGGUCCCCAUUUGGCUUUAGUCCAGGGAACAUAAGAAAUUUGGGGUUUACUUGGGUCCUCAGAAGACAUAAUUUUAGAGGGGCAGGUUCUGGUAGGUUCAGAGGAGGAGGGAGUGGAGAGAAGUUCAGGGGAAAAGCGAAACGCGGUCAGAGCAUUAGCAUGGGGAAACUGAGGUAUAGAGGAGGUGGAGGCAGUGCAGCAGGGAGGCAGGGGUGUGGCACUGGAGGUGGGGCCUGAGCACAGCAGUUGUCUGCCAUGUGUCAAAGGAAGGGAGAGGGAAAGAGAGGCCUCAGAGACCUUUGACUUCUUUAGUUGUUUGUUUGCCUCAGUUAAUGUAGAAAUUGUAAUGUGCAGGGAGGUAAUUUUAGAUUCCUGAUGUUUGCAAACCUCAAAAUGCGGAUUAAAAUGGGUGUGUAACAAGGAAGAGCUAAGUCAGGCUCCUUGUUAGGUCUGUUUCUUUGAGUUUAACCUUUACUUUUCGCUGCUUUUGUUAGUAUCAUCAUAGGUGAUGGCCUGCCUCAGGGAGCCCUUCCUCUCUGCCUGAAUGUUUAACUAAAGUGCCUCUGUUCAGCUCACAGGCAGACACAUCUGCCCUGCCCACCUGUGUGAAUGGCUGCAGGAAAAAACAAUGAACAUGUCCCCUCACCUGAGGCUGGUCAUUCCAGGAAAUGGUUGGCAAGACUGAUGGCCCUUUCACUUUACUUCCUUACCGCCUCUCCCUCUCUGAUUGUAUAGAACCAACUGGCAUCCAGAGCCCAAUAAGAUGGUUUUUCAGAGACACGAAUCUGCCAUCUUCUUGGUCGGCCAGCUUUCCGAGUAGAGUCGUAUUCCUUGCCGCAACAGCUCGUAUCCCGUUCAUGCGUAUGGGAAGCAGAGUGAGCUUGGACUCGGUAACAGGUGUCCAGUUCAGGUUUAAGAAAAGUAACUUGGGGAGCUCGAGAGUUCCCAAUCUUCUCGAUUGGUGUUCUGAUUUACUUUUCUUAAGUCGGUCCAUUUAGUUAGAAAUGCACAUGAGGAGAGACCAAAGCUUUUCAACAUAAAACCGCCUGGAGUCCCAGAGCGUUGGGCAUCAUCAAAGCAUUUUGAUGACUGCAACUGCAUUUCUUAAAAGGUUUUUCUCUGGAGCAAAAAGAAAAAUUCCUGAACAACACAGUUCCAAGGCACAGCCCAGUUCCUAAAGAAAUCAGACCAAAGGCCAAAGGAGUACUCUCAGAAAGGACAAAGCCUUUGAACAGAUCCCAGAUAAAGCUUGGAGAGCUCAAGAUGCAGAGAGUGGAGCUUGAAAUCCAGCAGAGAUGUGCCCUUAAACUCCAGGGGCAGCUAGAAGGCAGCAAGCUCAGAGGGCUCUGUGGGUGCUGGCACCUGUGUCCUCACCAGCCUGGGAGUUUUGAGGGGUUCUCUUUGGAUCCCACUUCAGAACACCAAGUAAUGUUGACCUUAAAAAUAAAACAGUUGUUUUUCUAGCAAAAAUGGGUCAAUUCUAGAACAUCAGAGAAUUGCCUUUUGGGACAAGCAUGCCACGGCAAAAAAGCAUAGGCAAGUCCAACAACACAAGGAAUGUUAUUUUAUAGGGAAGAAGGAGGAAGGUGAGAGGGGUUAUUUUAAAUAAAUGCCUAUUGGAGAAAAGAGACAGCUUAGGGUGCUGGUGGUUUCUCAUUGGCUGAGUUGCUGGGGUAGUCAAGUUCUUGGACGGGGUGCAAUGUACAUCUUUUCUUGUUGGGGCCUGUGACUGAUGAUUCUUUCCUGUUGAUGAUUCUUCUGUUGUGAUCUGUAGUUGACAAUUCUUCCUGUAGUUGAUGUGGAGCGGUACUGCUGAGAGCUGCCCUUCUGUCCUCUGGAUCCAUUAAGCUGGGCCCUUUCCUGGGAUUGUGGACGUUUCUGGAGCUGGAGGUGGCCUUCCAGAAUAUCGAGCUAGUCUGCUGGCUGGGAAAGGUUUUGCUGUGAUGUCUCUGGCCUAUUAUAACUAUGAAGACCUCCCCAAGGGCAUAGAGAACCUCCACCUGGAGUACUUUGAAGAAGCUGUGAACUACCUGCUUCAUCACCCUCAGGUAAAGGGUCCAGGAGUCGGGCUGCUUGGGUUUUCCAAAGGCGGCGACCUCUGCCUCUCCAUGGCGUCGUUCCUGAAGGGCAUCACCGCGGCCGUCAUAAUCAAUGGCUCUGUGGCCAAUAGCGGCGGAAACUUACACUACAAGGGUGAGACACUGCCGCCUGUGGGUUUUGACCGAGGUCGAGUCAAGGUGACCAAAGAUGGCUUAGCAGACAUUUCGGAUGUCCUGAACAGCCCUUUGGAAGGCCCUGACCAGAAGAGCUUCAUUCCCGUGGAAAGGGCUGAGUGUGCCUUCCUCUUCCUUGUGAGUCAGGAUGACCACAACUGGAAGAGUGAAUUCUAUGCGAAUGAGGCCUCGAAACGCUUGCAGGCCCAUGGUAAGCCGAAGCCCCAGAUCGUCUGUUACCCCGGGGCGGGGCACUACCUUGAGCCUCCUUACUUCCCCUUGUGCCGGGCCUCCAUGCACGCCUUGGUGGGCCGCCCUGUCAUCUGGGGAGGGGAGCCCAGGGCUCAUGCCAGGGCCCAGGUGGAUGCUUGGCAGCGGCUCCAGACUUUCUUCCACAAACACGUGGGUGGGAAGAAAGGGUCGAUCCCAUCCGUGCUGUAGUCUUUCAUCUGACUGUGUGGCAUCUCUGAUGCUACUCUGUCCUGGGAACAGCUGCCACAAGUAGUGUAUAUGUGUCGCUGUUUUCUUUUCAAUAAUUUCUUAGAGUUUUUCCCCUUCAGUAUUAAAGUGAACUUACCAGGAACUUUUCAAGAUUUUUAGAAAUUACAUACUUUUUCAGUUGUUUGGGAGGAGAGUUAUUCUACAGAAAACACAACACGUGGAGAAAGCAUGCCCUUUAGUAUCUAACAACACAUAACCAACAAGGCUUUAGCGCUGAAAAGAGUCAUACCUGGUAAACAAUUCCUGCUAGGUAAUUGUUUCAAUUGUUUAUUAUUGAACGUGCAAUUGUAUACUAAUUUAUUAAUAAAUAAAUGGUUACUGACUGUAUAUGAAAACUUAUGAAAUAUUAAAAAUAUCAGAUUUGAGUGUC
Hippopotamus amphibius kiboko is the source of this 4072-nucleotide messenger RNA. Its product is annotated as acyl-coenzyme A thioesterase 1-like. The record is from RefSeq and is a predicted model, not a curated record. Bases 2932 to 3642 code for a protein of 236 amino acids. The transcript is spliced from 3 exons. NCBI's taxonomy places the organism in Eukaryota, Metazoa, Chordata, Mammalia, Artiodactyla, Hippopotamidae. Gene Ontology annotation, biological process: acyl-CoA metabolic process; fatty acid metabolic process. Gene Ontology annotation, molecular function: fatty acyl-CoA hydrolase activity.